Solenopsis invicta (red fire ant) is the source of this 1870-nucleotide messenger RNA. It is a transcript of the gene BORCS6, whose product is annotated as BLOC-1-related complex subunit 6. Gene Ontology annotation, biological process: lysosome localization. NCBI's taxonomy places the organism in Eukaryota, Metazoa, Arthropoda, Insecta, Hymenoptera, Formicidae. The record is from RefSeq and is a predicted model, not a curated record. Gene Ontology annotation, cellular component: BORC complex. The coding region runs from base 126 to 953 and encodes 275 amino acids. The transcript has 4 exons.
UUAUAUUAGGUUAGGUUAGAUUCAAUGAGCUUGGAUAAUUUUGAUGUUUGAUUGCAAGGUUACGUGCGUUUUUUCGUGGUGACGUUUCUGAAGAUCGGUUACGACGAUUGAAAAGCGCGACGAGAAUGGAGCCGGAUGAAAUUGAGGCGGCCUCGAAAUCGGGGGCGAGUGUGCGAAGCGACAAGAACGCUAUCAUCGACUACGACGAAGACAGAUUGCACGAGAUGACAGCAUCGUAUUCCGAGAUAUCAUUUGAUUCACAAUCUUCACCACCCAUCUCUGAAUUGAGAUCGCUCAUUGAUUCCCCGGAUAUCGACAGUGGCAAGUUUUUGGAUGAUAGUUUGGAGAAAAUAGGAGUUGGUCACAGGCCAGAUCAAUUAGAUUUGAGGAGCAGGGGUGACAGUCCAACAGAGGAUGAUGAUCUCGACCCUCCAAGCUAUCACAAAGCCAUGGGUUACCUGCAAUUGGAAGGAAGAGUAAUGCAAGAUGGAGAUAUGGUGUUGUUUGUAACAGAGGAUCUGGAGAACAAGAUCAAACUAUCCAGUCCUGUAACCAAGAAGGGUGACACUCCAUCGUUUCCAGGAUCUCGGAGUUCAACUCCGUGCCUGUACAGGCAGGCCUUAACUCCACAAUUACCACCCCUUGAUCAUAAUGUAUUAAAUGAAUUGGAAAUGGAGGCCAGAAAGGUUGCAACCUCUGUAGAUGCAUUAACCGAAAACUUAGCUGCGAUUUUACAAAACGCAUCAGCUCUCACAGUUGGCUGUCUAGAAACGUACAGAGAUGCAGUGUGCAAAACGUGCGAUGCUGUGGAUCACAAUAUAAAGUCAAUGUAUCAAUUGAUGGCUAAAUGCGAGGAGCUGUCUAAGUCGAUGGGACCAAUUUAUAAAUUAGCGGAGCAAAUCAAGGAAAUGAAGAGAAUGCUGGAAUUGUUUGAGAGCGCAAUGAAUUUGUAAAGUAAGAAAAAAAAUACACACUGAUCUCGAUUUUAAUUAUACUUAUUAUCAUGCAUUUAGAUGUAAUGCUACACAUUGCUAUACGUUAAUUUAUAAAAAAAAACAUGCUGUAUUAUGCGACAAAUAGAAUUUCCUAUUGUACAUACAUGUUUCCUUGAAAAAUAAUUUUGCGUGCAUAUAUAAUUGCACGCUAGUGCAUAUGUAUUUGUGUUUGAUCUUUGUUGAAUUUUUAUCAUAAUUACUAUAAGAUACGCAAGGCACAGGCAUACAUACGUAACGCGCACACACGUUUAAUUAUAUAUUCACACUUAUAUAGAGUGCAUUAUGUAAUUUUAACGAAUUCUAGUACCUUCCGUUGAACAUGGAUAGAAAUAAUUGGUACAGAUAAAAGUUUAAUGGUAUAAUAUCUAUUUUAAUUUUAUUUUUUUACAAGUAACGAUAUAAUUGCAUUUUUUUUAACGAUAUUCUAUUUUGUCGAGUUUAAAAAAGGCCUGUUUAAAACAAAUUUUUUUUAGAGGGAGGUAUUGAAGCAAUUAAGAUACUUUUGUAGAAAUAUUUUUUGAUUUUUAUAGAUUAUAGUGAUAUUAUCACAAAUUAUCCAAGUGAUAUAUGUAUAACAAGAUGAGUCAAUAAAAAGAUAUUUUAUCAUUCAACUUUUGCUCGCAUUAUUUCUUUUUAUAUUCAACAGAACAAGUGAUAGAAAUCAACUGUGUGACACUCCGUAUAUUAAAUAAAUAUGUAUGUACAUAUAUUUAAUAACAGUUAAUUUAAAAAGUGCUAACUGUUAAAAAUAGUUUUAUAACGAAUGCCGUUAGAUGAUACAUUUUAAUUUAUUGCGCAAUGUUAUUAAUUCUACGAUUAUUUUGUACAUACGCUGAAAAAAUAAACGUUAAAUAAAAAGCAAUCGAUUCAACACU